This is a messenger RNA of Ilyonectria robusta, 327 nucleotides long. RefSeq lists its product as uncharacterized. The coding region runs from base 1 to 327 and encodes 108 amino acids. Lineage: Eukaryota; Fungi; Ascomycota; Sordariomycetes; Hypocreales; Nectriaceae. The transcript is spliced from 3 exons. The record is from RefSeq and is a predicted model, not a curated record.
AUGGCGCCCAUCCAGUUGACAGCUAUCAUCACCCCCAAGCCGGGAAAAGCAGAACGAUUCCUAGAGCUCUUCGAUAUGUGCGCCCAGUACGUUCAGGCUAACGAGCCCUAUGUUCAUCGAUACGAAUUGCACCGUGGCAUUAAGGAGCUCAACGAUGGCAAGGAGCAAUUUGUCGUCCUUGAAGGCUAUGAUGAUCAAGAGGCCUUGGACAAGCACAUGAAAUGUCCUCCUGUUUUAGUGAUGCUUGAGGCUCUUGAGAAGGAACAGUUGAUGGAUAUCCAGCUGAUUCGGACUGCAGCUGGUCCAGGUAUCAAGUCCCGAAUUUAA